Homo sapiens (human) is the source of this 2908-nucleotide messenger RNA. It is a transcript of the gene ANKRD54, whose product is annotated as ankyrin repeat domain 54. NCBI's taxonomy places the organism in Eukaryota, Metazoa, Chordata, Mammalia, Primates, Hominidae. Gene Ontology annotation, cellular component: cytoplasm; nucleus; midbody. The coding region runs from base 981 to 1820 and encodes 279 amino acids. The record is from RefSeq and is a predicted model, not a curated record. The transcript has 8 exons. Gene Ontology annotation, molecular function: protein-containing complex binding; protein kinase regulator activity.
CUUUCCGAGGCCUCUGGCCAUCUGAGACAGCCAUAUCCAGAAGGAAGAGGAGCCGCGUUCCGUGGCUCACACCUGUAACCCCACCAGUUUGGGAGGCCGAGGCGGGCGGAUCACCUGAGGCUGAGGCCGGGGGUUUGAGACCAGCCUGACCAAUAUGGAGAAACCCCGUCUCUACUAAAAAUACAAAAUUAGCCGGGAGUGGUGGCGCAUGCCUGUAAUUCCAGCUACUCGGGAGGCUGAGGCAGGAGAGUCGCUUGAACCCGGGAGGCGGAGGUUGCGGUGAGCCGAGAUCGCGCCAUUGCACUCUAGCCUGGGCAACAAGAGGGAAAACUCCGUCUAAAAAGAAUAAGAGGGUUACAAGUAGCCUGAAUUUUCCUCUCUUCAAAUAGGGACUUCUCAAAGAAGGUGAAUCUAUAAUAGUGGUGUAGAUUCAGAUAUAAGGACACGUAUUUGGCGUAAAGGAGAGGCAAAGUUAGAGGAACCAGAAAGAAUGCUACACAAAAGAUGGCCGGCUUCUCGCGUGAAGGAAGAUUCGGAUACGGGGGCCUGAUGGAUUUAGUUGUAGGCGGUUUGCCUGCAGCGAGUAAAUUAUUCAAACGUUCGGACUUCACAAGACUAAACUUACUGGGGAUAAAAAUUGAGAUUUGGCCGGGCGCGAUGGCUCACGCCUGUAAUCCCUACACUUUGGGAGGCCGAGGCGGGUGGAUGAUCUGAGAUCAGGAGUUCGAGACCAGCCUGGCCGAAAUGGCGAAACCCCGUCUCUAUUAAAAAUACAAAAAUUAGCCGGGAGUGGUAGCGUCCGCCUGUAAUCCCAGCUACUCAGGAGGCUGAAGCAGGAGAAUCGGUGGAACCUGAGAGGCAGAGGCUGUAGUGAGCCGAGAUCGCGCCACUGCACUCCAGCCUGGGCGACAGAGCAAGACUCCGUCUAAAAAAAAAAAGAAAAAAAAAAAUUGAGAUUUGGUCCCAUGCAGUAAGAGGGAAUGGAGAACAGGAGCCACCCAACUUUGGACAUUAAAGUUGGAGCAGGCAAAGAUGAGGCCAGCUGUGUCGCGAAGCCUGGGACAUGGGCAGCUCUUGAGUACACCGGGUUCGAGGCCAGGGGAAACCCUCAAGCUCUGAAGAGACUGAGGGACUCGGCCAAUGCCAAUGAUGUGGAAACAGUGCAGCAGCUGCUGGAAGAUGGCGCGGAUCCCUGUGCAGCUGAUGACAAGGGCCGCACAGCUCUACACUUUGCCUCAUGCAAUGGCAAUGACCAGAUUGGCCAAGAGGCCCUCCCCAAAUCCUCAGUUCCUGGCCCUCAGGGCUUUGCCCAUGAACUCUGCUGCUCCUGGACCAUGGUGCUGAUCCUAACCAGCGAGAUGGGCUGGGGAACACGCCACUGCACCUGGCGGCCUGCACCAACCACGUUCCUGUCAUCACCACACUGCUACGAGGAGGUAUGUGGUUUCUUCCCCUCUCUGUCCUCUUUCUCCCCCUCACCCCCAGAAUGCUCACCUCAGCUGGUACCUGCAGGGGCCCGUGUAGAUGCCCUGGACCGAGCUGGUCGCACACCCCUGCACCUGGCCAAGUCAAAGCUGAAUAUCCUGCAGGAGGGCCAUGCCCAGUGCCUAGAGGCUGUGCGUCUGGAGGUGAAGCAGAUCAUCCAUAUGCUGAGGGAGUAUCUGGAGCGCCUAGGGCAACAUGAGCAGCGAGAACGCCUGGAUGACCUCUGCACCCGCCUGCAGAUGACCAGUACCAAAGAGCAGGUGGAUGAAGUGACUGACCUCCUGGCCAGCUUCACCUCCCUCAGUCUGCAGAUGCAGAGCAUGGAGAAGAGGUAGCAAGAGAGGCUCCCUGCCUUCCUGCCACUGCCCCACCCUGCCCCACUGCUGUCUCAGUACCAAGAAAAAGCCCAACAUCUGGGACUUGGAGCUGCACUUGUCUGGUGAGGACCUUGCCCUCACCCGCAGAUGCCGUGGGGCAGAGAUGCUCUCUCUCCACGGCCUCAGAGCCACUCCCAGCCACAGUUUCCAGCAUCUCUGUGGACAGGGACCACAGCUCCCAGCUUCUUCCAGUUCUCGCAGCACCAGACCAGCCUCUGCAGCUGCACUUCAGCUCCGCAGACCUGCGCUAUCUCAGCAGACCUCACUUGCCCCAUGGCCUUCAUGGCGCGCUCCAGGCCUCAGACCCUUCUCUGUGUUCCGUCCUGGCCAUGGGCUUGUUGCAGUCAGCAGGUGUGGGCUUAGGCGGGCACCCUGUGGCCAGGGGUACUGCGUGAGGCCCUCAGUUGGUCCUGUGCCUCUCACCAGCACUUAGACAGACACGUCACCAGACUUUCAAGGAGAUACUGCAGUGAGUUUCUCUGGUUGGAAGGGGAGGGUUGGUGAGUCCCAGACCUUAAAAAUACAAGGUUAAGAGGGACCCCAAAGCAAAAAAUUCCAACCCUUUUCCUCCCAGUCAUUGAAACACCAAAACUAUUAUACCGGAGGGUGUAAUAGUUUUGCUGCCCAGUUGUGGUAGGCCAGUAGUGGCCUCCCAAGAUGCCCAUGUCCUAAUCCCAGGAACCUGUCAAAAUUACCUUGUAUGGCCAAAGGGGCUUUGCAGAUGUAAUGAAGUUAAGGAUCUUUCGCCAGGAAGAUUAUCCCAGCUUGUUCAGGAGGGCUUGAUGUCCUCACCCGGGUCUGUAUAACAGAAGAGCAGGUGACGGGAGAGGAGGUUGGAGGUGUAGCGAUGGAGCAGGAAACUGGAGUUGAGGAGGGCAGCUCAAGCCACAGAGUCCAGGCCACCUCAGAGCCAGGAAAUGCAUCCUCCCACAGAGCCCUGGAAGGCCCCAGCCCUGCUCCCACCUGGACUGGCUCAGUGAGGCUAAUUUUAUAAUUCUGGCUGAUUUUAGAACUCUAAGGGAAUAAAUUUGUGUUGUUUUAAGUCA